Molecule: messenger RNA, 1535 nt
Organism: Medicago truncatula (barrel medic)
Lineage: Eukaryota; Viridiplantae; Streptophyta; Magnoliopsida; Fabales; Fabaceae
Exons: 7
Coding region: 89-1375 (428 amino acids)
Molecular function (GO): DNA binding
Source: RefSeq, a predicted model, not a curated record
UGCAUUACUAAAUGAAAGGGAAGAGCUUGAGCAACCACAGAAACUAAAACAGUUGUUAAGGCGUGUACCAUCAGUUUCCCCCGAGCUUAUGGAGGUAAUGCAUAAUGAUUCUGAUGAAGAAAGUGGGGAAACAGAUAGCCAGGACCAUGACUCGGAUGAGGAAUUUGAGGAAAAUGUUGAGGUGAGAAAAGGACUAACUGAAGAUGAUGUCUCUGCUGCACUUCCCAGCAAAAUAAAGGGUAAAGAUUUUGAGCGUCAUACAAGUCGCAGCGAAGGCGAAGAAGAAAAACAAAAUGACUCCAAUGGAAAUGAAGGUUAUUCAGGUAUGCAUAAGCCGAACAAACGGAAGCGCUAUAGUUCAGGGGAAUUCGUUGGAUGGGCAUCAGGACCUCUCUCUAGUUUCCUGGCAUCCAUAGGGAGAUAUGAAACCGAACCAAUGAUGCGAAGGGAUGUAAAAUCUCUCAUGUUUGAAUACAUUACAGAGAAAAAUCUUUAUCAUCAUAAAGACAAGAAAAAAUUCUUCCCUGACGAUAAGUUGUUUCCAAUCUUUAAAAAGAAAGUCAUGUCAAAGUACAAGAUAUAUCCCCUACUCAAGUUUCAUAUUGCGGAAAGAUCUGUUGAUUCGGCUGGAAAGGAAAAUCACGACCAAAACAAAAAUUGUUCGACAGACAACAAGCAUAUCGAUGAUGAAACAUGUAGAAGAUUGUCAAGCUUAAUAGAAAAACCUCUGUUGAAAAAAGGUGAUACGUGUAUAAAACCUGGAUGUUUUGCAUCGAUUAAUGCCAAAAAUAUCAAGCUUAUCUACCUAAAGCGAAGCUUGGUAUUCGAGUUAUCGAAACAGCCUGAAAGCUUUGCGAGUAGGGUGAUUGGAACUUUUGUUAGAGCCAGAGUAGAUUCCAAUGAUCAUAAGCUAAGGAAUUCAUACCAUCUUGUGAGAGUCAUAGGUGUUCAACAUGAUGAAAUGUCUAAUGGAAUACUCUUGCAAGUUUCCUUCAUGCCUAAAGCUAUUUCCAUUUCUGAGCUCUCUGAUGAUGAUUUCACAGAGCAAGAAUGCGAGGAUUUGCGGCAAAAAGUGAAUACUGGCUUGUUUCCGAAAAUAACUGUUGUGGAUUUUCAAGAGAAGGCUACAAGUCUUCACGAGGAUAUAACAAAACAUUGGAUUGCGAAGCGCCUAGUCUAUUUGCAAAUUCAAAUCGAGCGUGCAAGUCUCAGAGGACGAAAUAAAGAAAAAAUUGCAUUACUAGAUGAAAGGGAAGAGCUUGAACGACCAGAGAAACAAGAACAACUGUUAAGGCGUGUUCCAUCGGUUUCUCCCGAGCAUGUGGAGGUAAAAUAUGAUCAUUCUGAUGAAGACCGUGAUGAAACCGAUAGCUAGGAGCCUAGUAUAGAAGACUAUUCUUCUUGCUUUGAUGGUGUAAAUAGUUUUUCCUCUGUUGGAAGCCAAAACCAUAUCCACUAACAAGUGAUGAUGAAACUGUGUACUUUGCAGUGGUUUGUUUAGACUUGGUUUACAUUUUGGAAUCGUCAAGGCCAUU